Pseudophryne corroboree (corroboree frog) is the source of this 3248-nucleotide messenger RNA. RefSeq names its product oxidative stress induced growth inhibitor family member 2 (gene OSGIN2). Gene Ontology annotation, biological process: negative regulation of cell growth. NCBI's taxonomy places the organism in Eukaryota, Metazoa, Chordata, Amphibia, Anura, Myobatrachidae. Gene Ontology annotation, molecular function: growth factor activity. The transcript has 6 exons. Bases 1127 to 2659 code for a protein of 510 amino acids. The record is from RefSeq and is a predicted model, not a curated record.
AGAUUUCCACAGGGAGAAGAGGCUGCAACUGCAGGAGCAGAGUGGUCAGGCAGAGGGAGUUGACCCUGGUGGCCAGACCCCGGCAAGGUGUCCGGCUGGAACAAAGAAGAGGAAGGGGAAAUUUACAGCGGCAAGGAGGCAGAGGCACCCAACAGCACGGAGCAGCAGCACGGUGUGGUCGAUUUAGCGGCCAUAUAUGAAGGCAUGCCCGCGGCCACAGAAUCAGAUGGUCCAGAAGCCGGGAUAGAGGAGCCAGGUACAUCGGGAGCAGCGUAACCAUGCAGGCCCUUCUCUCAGUGCAGACGGCAUCGGUCACAGUCCCAUGGGAGAGCAUCACCAGCGGCAAGCAGCGGAUGUCACUUUUCACCGACAAGGGCUUACAGCAGGCAACGCCGGGUAUCGAUGGUGCAGCUGUUUCAGGCAUGUGGAGAGGCAGGAGCAGUGGUACCAGCAUCAUGAGCAGCGGUCCGAGCAUCGUGGAGGCAGCGGACAGCAUCGUAGUCCAAAGAGGUGUUGGACCAACAGCACAGCGCAACGGGAGCGGCAGCACGCAUUGGCAGUUUUCAUCACGCUGAACAGGACACCACAGGGGAGCAGCGCAAAUCACGAUCCACGCUACAACAAGCCGCGGAGAGGAAGGAGCAGCGGUAUCGGCAUCAGGAGCGGGAGCAGCGGUCCGAGUAUCGUGGAGGCAGCAUCGUAGUCCACAGGGGUGUUGGACCAACAGCACAGCGGAAGCGUCAGCACGUGUCGGCAGCUUUCAUCACGCCGAAUAGGACACCGCAGGGGAGCAGCGCAAAUCAUGAUCCACGCUACAACACGCUGUGGAGGUGUCACCACGAGAAUCAGCCAAGAUGCGCGGAGCCAAGGCAAGGACAGGAAGACACGGGCUACGCUAGGGUCGGCGAUGCUCCAACACUUCUCAUGGACUGCGCAAAGCACGUCCAGACGCUAGGGACACCGCUGUGCGCUUUGCUCGGCGCCAGGACUGCAUCAACCGAAAGAAUCAUCGCUGGGGGCGGCUCAAUCGAGGAGGAGAUGACGCGCAGGAAUGAAGUGACCCUGACAGAGGAAGAUUGUGACUCGUUAGCUCAGCAUUGCAGCAAUAAUAUUGCACCCUGUAGCUAUGCCAUUAGCAGAGGAGAAUACUUUAUCAGGUGACCCUCCGCCGACUCUUCCAGUGGUUAUUAUAGGAAAUGGCCCAUCUGGUAUCUGUCUGUCGUACAUGCUGUCGGGGUACAGACCGUAUCUGUCGCCUGAUGCCUUGCAUCCAAAUCCAAUUCUCCACAGCAAGUUAGAGGAGGCGAGGCACCUUUCUGUCCCUGAGCAGGAUUUGGAGUACUUGUCGGAAGGGCUGGAAGGUCGCUCGUCUAACCCCGUAGCUGUGUUGUUUGACACUCUGCUUCAUCCGAAUGCUGACUUUGGGUAUGAUUACCCAUCUGUUCUGCAGUGGAAACUAGAGCAGGAACACUAUAUUCCUCAUAUUGUCCUAGGCAAGGGGCCACCCGGCGGAGCCUGGCAUGAUAUGGAAGGGUCCAUGUUGACACUAAGUCUUGGUGAUUGGAUGGAAUUACCUGGACUUAAAUUCAAAGACUGGGCCAUGGGUAAGAGGAGAAAUAUAAAGAGUGACCGAGCGACCCCAGGAGAAGUGGCUUCCUAUUACAAGCAUUAUGUCAAAGUAAUGGGAAUUCAAAGGAACUUUUUGGACAACACCUACAUAACUUCCGUGGCAAAACCCUACCGAGAACCGGAUACCUCGGUAAGCCAUGAUCCUGAAGAUGUUUCGUCUGAAGAAAAUCGCAUUGAUAAAGACGACGGAGAGCCUCUGCUAAAGAAAAACUGGGAAGUCCACGGUUAUCGGAGGACAGCUGAUGGAUCCCACCAGCCUUUUUGUCUCUUUGCUGAAUCCCUUGUUCUUGCCACAGGAACCUUUGAUGCACCUGCUCGGUUAGAGGUCCAUGGAGAGGCCCUCCCUUACGUUUCACAUUCUGUUGCAGACUUUGAAGAAGCUGUGAGCAAGGGGCGGUUAAGUGGAGUGGUAGACCCGGUUUUAAUAGUUGGGGCUGGGCUCACAGCAGCUGAUGCCGUGUUAUGCGCACACAACAAUAAUAUUCCAGUCAUCCAUGUUUUCCGGAGAAGACUCAAUGACCCAAGUCUAAUUUUUAAGCAGUUGCCAAAAAAACUGUAUCCAGAAUACCACAAAGUAUACCAUAUGAUGUGUAAACAACUGUAUUCCGCUGCCUCCAACUUGUACCCCUCUUAUACAAGUUACCCUGAGCACUUUGUACUUUCUUUCAAGCCCGAUAUGAAGUGUGUCCUUCAAGGUACUGGUGGGCUUAAAAAGGUUCUAAAAAUAUCCAUGGCUGUGGUCUUAAUAGGCUCCCAUCCCAACCUCUUUUUUCUAAAAGAACAAGGUAGAAGUUUAGGACAUCACCACAACCAGCCUAUAACGUGUAAGGGUAAUCCCGUUGCGAUUGACCCAUUCACAUAUGAAUCCUCCAAAGAGCCUAAUCUUUUUGCCCUCGGUCCGCUUGUUGGCGAUAACUUCAUCAGGUUUCUCAAAGGCGGAACGCUUGCCAUAACUCGCUGUUUACAGAUGCGGCAAAAGAAGAAAAGGCAUCGACUUGUGGAAAGUGGCAGUGAAGACCAUGUGCCUUAAAGAUAAGUCUCCUUGUGCCUGCUAGCGGGAGUUACGCUCCUGAAAACUCUCUCUACGCCCUCUCCAUGAUCUGUAGUCAUGCAGAUCCCAUCAGUAUGUGUUUUUGCACAGUGCAAUGUAUUCCGUAACCUGUGGCAAGACUGAAGAGAUCAGAGCUGCUUUUGUAGAAGACCCAGGAUACCCUAAAAGACUAAUCUUGUUCCCAUGUUGCUAUUUAUAAUUUCAUAUUGGUUUUACAUUCUCAGAAUUAAAUUGCGUUUUUCCAUAUGCUGUAUAGUUUGAGGUUAGUGGGCUGUAGAUACAUGCUAUAAUGGAGGUCUGGGCAUUCCAUGUCUUGCGCCAGAAUUGUAUUGUAUUUAAUAUCCUGUUAUGAAGGAAUUGGUUGUAUUCCAUAACUUGGUAUAAAAGGACGCUGCUGGGUUACAGGCUAGAGCGGUAUUGAAGUGCUCUUAUGAAAGUUAUCCUAUUAAUGUGAUACUUUUUGCAAUGUUGUUGAAACUAUUGAUAAUUAUAAUACAAGUAUACAGUCUGUAAAUGUACAGGAAGUUUUUACAACCGUGUAUUAAAUUAAACAGAGAUUAGGUUGUUA